Molecule: messenger RNA, 1058 nt
Organism: Humulus lupulus (European hop)
Lineage: Eukaryota; Viridiplantae; Streptophyta; Magnoliopsida; Rosales; Cannabaceae
Product: phosphopantetheine adenylyltransferase-like
Exons: 7
Coding region: 228-845 (205 amino acids)
Biological process (GO): coenzyme A biosynthetic process
Molecular function (GO): dephospho-CoA kinase activity; pantetheine-phosphate adenylyltransferase activity
Source: RefSeq, a predicted model, not a curated record
CGUCUGUUUUCCAGUUUCCACCAUCUCCCUCACUUCUGAGCUAUCUCUUUCUAUCUUCCUCACUCGGUCUUCGAAGUAGUCUUGCUCGGAUCUGGUGGUGUACUCUAUUUUAGACAAGGAUUUUGUCAUCUUUGUCAUCCUGCCAAAAUAUUGCUUGACCCUUCUUGUUGGUUUAAUGGAUUCAUUCAUAGAAAUAAAUAUCAACAGUUGAUGAUUGCACUUUUAUAAUGAUCAUCAUAAAAGUCAUCAAAGAAAACCAUUUGCGGCUCAAACCCACCAACCCAACCAAACCACACACCCACUCUACUAAAGCUUUGGGCUUUCUACAGAUGGCGAUAAUGGAAGAAUCAGAGGUGAAGUGGGAGAUUUCGCCGCCCAACACUUAUGGAGCAGUGUUUCUCGGUGGCACCUUCGACCGAUUACACGACGGUCACCGUCGUUUCCUCAAGGCAUCGGCAGAGCUCGCAAAGGAUCGAAUUGUGAUCGGAGUUUGUGACAAGCCCAUGUUGACUGAUAAACUGUAUACUGAAUUAAUACAACCCAAUGAGGAAAGGAUUCGUAAUGUUGAAGAUUAUAUAAAGUCUAUAAAACCAGAGCUCACUGUGCAAGCAGAGUCAAUUAUAGACCGUUAUGGCCCUUCUAUAGUUGAUGAAAAUUUGGAAGCUAUAGUGGUGAGUAAGGAGACUUUACCAGGUGGAGUUUCAGUCAAUAAAAAGAGAGCUGACAAAGGGCUUUCACAACUAAAGAUUGAAGUGGUGGAUCUGGUUUCUGAAGGUUUUAGUGGUGAAAAGCUUAGUUCAACAAUGUUGAGAAAACUUGAGGCUGAGAAGGCCAAGAAUCAGUAAGAAACUAUCACUAAAGAUUCUAUUACUACUACUACAGAAGGAAUUGGAAAUGGCUCAAAAAUCUAAUGUCGUGUGGAAAAUAGCCUCACAUAUUUUAUUAUUUGAGAGCUAUGCCAUUUAAAUAGACAUGGUACAACUUAUAGAGAUAUUUGGUAUUUGGUAUUGAAUACCUAAUAUUCUGGAGUAAUUACAAUAAAAUCAAAUCAUCUAAUU